Molecule: messenger RNA, 858 nt
Organism: Linum tenue
Lineage: Eukaryota; Viridiplantae; Streptophyta; Magnoliopsida; Malpighiales; Linaceae
Source: the annotation of a GenBank genome assembly
CUGGCAUGGAAGCUCACCACAUUCCAACUCCUCGAUUUCAAAGCAGAGGACGUCCUCGAGUGCUUGAAAGAAGAGAACAUCAUCGGAAAAGGCGGCGCCGGGAUCGUCUACCGCGGCUCCAUGCCGGACGGCGUCGACGUGGCGAUCAAGCGCAUCGUCGGCCGCGGAACCGGCCGAAGCGACCACGGAUUCUCUGCCGAGAUUCAGACCCUGGGCAGGAUCCGGCACCGAUACAUCGUUCGAUUGCUCGGCUACGUGUCGAACAAGGACACGAACUUGCUUCUCUACGAGUACAUGCCAAACAGGAGCUUGGGCGAGCUGCUCCAUGGAUCCAAAGGUGGGCAUUUACAGUGGCAGACCAGGUACAGAAUCGUCGUCGAGGCUGCCAAGGGGCUUUGCUACCUUCACCACGAUUGUUCUCCAUUGAUCAUCCAUCGAGACGUGAAGUCAAACAACAUAUUGCUGGAUUCCGAUUUCGAAGCUCACGUCGCCGAUUUCGGACUCGCCAAGGUCUUGCAAGAAGCCGGUGCUUCCGAGUGUAUGUCCUCCGUCGCCGGCUCCUACGACUACAUCGCACCAGCCGGGAGGAAGCCGGUGGGGGAAUUCAGCGAUGGCGUCGACAUAGUGAGGUGGGUGAGGAAGACGACGUCCGAGCUUGCUCAGCCGUCGGAUGCAGCCUCGGUGUUGGCGGUGAUCGAUCCUAGGUUGACCGGGUAUCCAUUGUUGGGUGUGGUUCAUCUGUUUAAGAUAGCUAUGAUGUGCGUGGAGGAUGAGAGCUCGGCCAAGCCGACGAUGAGGGAAGUCGUUCACAUGGUCACUAAUCCGCCGCAAUCCUCCCCGGACUUGGUUAUGCUGUGA